Cephus cinctus (wheat stem sawfly) is the source of this 1106-nucleotide messenger RNA. RefSeq names its product osteoclast-stimulating factor 1. NCBI's taxonomy places the organism in Eukaryota, Metazoa, Arthropoda, Insecta, Hymenoptera, Cephidae. The transcript is spliced from 5 exons. Gene Ontology annotation, molecular function: protein binding. Gene Ontology annotation, biological process: signal transduction. The record is from RefSeq and is a predicted model, not a curated record. The coding region runs from base 42 to 743 and encodes 233 amino acids.
ACCACUGUGACCUGGCUACAAAUAUGCUUUAUCGUUUAUGAAUGUGUGCGUUUAUUAUUAUUAUGAUAAGAAUGGCUGCCACAGUGGACGCAUCUGUCAAACCGUCUAUACCACCUAAACCCACUCCAAAACCUGGCAGGGUGAAAGUAGUGAGAGCCCUGUACAAGUACACAGCCCAGCAUGCAGAUGAGCUGUCCUUCGAAGAAGGUGAACUUCUUUAUGUAUAUGACCAAGAUCAGGACCCUAACUGGUGGAAGGCUCGUUGUGGUAAUAGACAAGGACUCAUACCUGCCAAUUUUGUUGAAGAACAGAUGCAAGAAGUGGAAUUACCGUUACACGAAGCUGCAAGACGUGGAAACUUAUCCUUUUUGAAGGAAUGUCUGAAUGGAGGUGUUUCAGGAACAGGAUUAGAUUCAGCUGGAAAUACACCAUUGUAUUGGGCUGCACGUGCUGGUCACGUUGACUGUGUAAAAGAACUCUUACAGGUGUCAAAUCCAGCAAUCAAUGCACAGAACAGAAUGGGUGAUACACCGCUGCAUGCUGCUGCUAAUCAUGGACACUUUGAAGUGACCAGCUUAUUAUUGGAGGCUGGAACUGAUGUGACUCUUAGGAACAAUGACGGAUUACUACCAGAAGAUCUAGCCUCUGAUACUUCGAUUAAGAAUGCUAUACAAAUGAGUCAAAGAGAACAGGCCAUGACUUACGGAUAUAGAGAUGAGGAUUAUGAGGAUGAAAGUGAUUGAAUAUAUUGUUUUAAUAGAGAUGUUGAGAUAUUGAGAUAUUAUUCCAGAGAGACAUGUUCAAUUUCCUACAGUUGUAUAUAUCUGAAAGUAUAGAGAUCUCAGAAUUAUAUAUUGCUUCAUGCAGACUCAAUUAAAAUAUAUUAAACGAUGUCUUCUUUUAAUAAAGAUCUCAUAAGUACGAAGAAUCAGGGUAUUAUGAUAAAGGAUCGAUGUAGCACGGUUUUAAGUAUUACCUAUAUUUUAAUACGAAAAAUCAGUGCAUAUAUGUAGUGUAAUCUAAGAAAUUUUAUACAUUUAAUUUUCAUCGAUACAGUAUUCUCCAAGGUGUUUUAUAAUUAGAAUGUGUUAAAUAAAUACUAUUAU